GAGGGAGUUACCUGUUUGGGGAAAUUCAGGUGUCCUGACAGCACAAUCUACAUGGAAGGAGGACGGGUGAACAUAUCAUGAACCAACUAUAGGAGUUUGAAUGGGGAUACAGUUAUGAUGAUAUUCAAAUGAAACGCCGGAGAAUUGCCGAGGAAAUGGAUUGACUCUCUGGGUCUAGUGGUCUCUCUCUGUCAGACGCCAAGCGCCCCUAAAUCUAGGGUUUUGUUUUCAUCCACUCUUUUUCAACUGGAAACAUAGAAAUUAAUAUCCAUCUGAAGGAAUUAGAAGACAUGCAGUCAAAAUCUGAAAGUGCAUAUCGACGGGAACCAGACCCACAUGUCAUUCAACCAAAUGCAGUUCAUUCUGAGCCUUGGUGGCGCAGUUUUGGAUAUAAUACUGUGCCUCCAGUGGUGCCAGGGGAAAAUGCAUCCAAUUUGUCUUCACCUGAUGGCCCAACAAAUGGUUCAUUGUCAAAUGAUGAUCAGUCACUGUCAAAUGAAAGAGUAAAUGAGGAAGAUGAUGAUGCUAGCAAAGAAUCACAAGCCACUGCAUCUUCACGAUCAGUUGUGAAUUGUGGACAAGAACACAGAAACAUGCACGAUAUUUCUUCAAGUAGGACUACAGUGCAUGAUGAGUCUCUGACACAACCGCCACAGCUUGAACUUGUUGGUCACUCUAUUGCAUGUGCAUCAAAUCCAUACCAGGAUCCAUAUUACAGUGGAAUGAUGGCAGCUUAUGGGUAUCAACCUUAUAGUUAUCCUCAUCUCAUAGGAAUGCAUCAUACAAGAAUGCCUUUACCCCAUGAGAUGGCCCAGGAACCUGUUUACGUAAAUGCCAAACAAUACCAAGGGAUUCUGAGGCGAAGAAAGGCACGUGCAAAAGCAGAACUUGAGAAGAAGCUGAUUAAAGUUAGAAAGCCAUAUCUUCAUGAGUCUCGGCACCAGCAUGCUAUGAGAAGAGCAAGGGGUACUGGAGGACGUUUUGCAAAGAAAACUCAUAUAGAUGCUUCCAAGAACACCACAGAAGGAAAGGCCAAUGAUUCUGGUCCAGGCCCCUCAUCUCAGUCUGGCAGUUCAUCAGGUUCUGAACAAUUGCCUUCAGAUUCUGCUGAGGUGUGGAUUUUCCCCCAUGGUCAACAAGUGGCGAGAGCAUCCCUAGUGAAUGAAACUUUGGAAGCUAAUAACCGCGUAAAUGGAGGCACUUGUUACCACAACUGCAGUGGCAUGCAGACCUCCACACACCAUUUACACUCAGGUGAAAUGGGGGAGGAAGGAGACUGUUCAGGCCAACAACGAGGGAGCAUUUCCUCAAACCAGGCCUCACAGAGGCCUGUUGCUAGCCAGUGAACUCCAGUAUGCUAAGUGGAUGGCAAUACCGAGGAUUCAGUUCAGCCAAGUAGAGAGAUGAAUCCUUUUCUUAUUGGGUAACCACAUGCACAUCCACAUCCUUGGCAACAUUUUGCCAGGCGGCAAUUCAUUCUUGGCUUUGUUUUGUGUGGCGACUUGGAUGAAGAGAGGGAAACGAGGGAUGAAGAGAUUAUUGGCUUGUUUUAAGUCAGCCAAUGCCCAAUGCUUUUGCCAUCAUCUUUUCCAUUUUCAUUUUUCCUGUGUAAAUAAACCUGUGGAAUAAAUGUGAGUAGAAAUACCGGAGAGAUUUUAAAUGGGGAAGCAGCUCUUUAGUUUAGUGUAGGGAUCUAUGUUCUUGUCUGACAAUUUCUUAUCUGUUUGCAAUUGGACGGUGGACAUAUUUUUUUGCUUUCCA
Molecule: messenger RNA, 1761 nt
Organism: Hevea brasiliensis (rubber tree)
Lineage: Eukaryota; Viridiplantae; Streptophyta; Magnoliopsida; Malpighiales; Euphorbiaceae
Product: nuclear transcription factor Y subunit A-1
Exons: 6
Coding region: 291-1346 (351 amino acids)
Biological process (GO): regulation of transcription by RNA polymerase II
Cellular component (GO): CCAAT-binding factor complex
Molecular function (GO): RNA polymerase II cis-regulatory region sequence-specific DNA binding; DNA-binding transcription factor activity, RNA polymerase II-specific
Source: RefSeq, a predicted model, not a curated record